Molecule: messenger RNA, 2451 nt
Organism: Onthophagus taurus
Lineage: Eukaryota; Metazoa; Arthropoda; Insecta; Coleoptera; Scarabaeidae
Gene: Sol1
Product: CUB domain-containing protein Sol1
Cellular component (GO): plasma membrane
Source: RefSeq, a predicted model, not a curated record
CGCUACAACUAAAUUUAUUUAUCUCGACUUUUCGCGUCGAGGAGAUAACUUUUUGCGCGUACGAUUUUAUUUUUCUUCGGUGGAUUGCAAGUUCUUCGACUUUAACUUGGUUCGCAACGAAAAAUAAAAGUAAGAGAGGACUUUUUCGAGUUUUGAACGUUGUUUUUUGAAAAGUUCGACGACUAUUUUAGUUUAUUUUAAGAUUUAAAUUGCUUGAAAUCGACUCGAAUAGGAGAAUUUAUGAAUUAGAAUUAUGAAGAAAUACAAAAACAAAAUCGUGUAAAAAUCAUCAUUUCUCCACAACAUUUCUUCACCAUCAUCUCGGUGAAGAAAUGUUAAAGAUCGUGAUUGUCUAAUGGAGGUAAUGCUGAUCGGGUUUUUCGUUGUUUGGAUGCAAUUCAUGAUCCUUGGAAAAGCCGUACACCCGGGGUGUGAAUGUCUCGUGUAUUCCACGACCCACGGUAAGGAAAUGGGAACGUUCACAAGCCCGGAUUUUCCUAAACAAUACGCGCAAAACAUCGAUUGCGUUCUGUAUACAUUUAUUGGACGACCGAACGAAAUUAUUCAAAUCGUUUUUCUCGAUUUUGAUAUUCCAAAAAGAAGUAACGAUUGCAUUAGGGGUGAUUAUCUAAAACUGUUUUUGCACUUGAAUGGUGGUGAAGUAAACGAGUACACUCCAUGGGAGACGGUUUUGUGUGGUUCUCUCGUGGAUAUCCCAACCAUUCUGUACUCAUCGGGUCCCGGACUCGUCUUGGAAUUCCACUCAGGAAACGAAAGGAGCAACUCAACCGGUUUCUCCGGCACCUUUCGAUUUAUGGACAGAAGACUCUUCAAAACCGGCGGCCAAAAAGUUUCCGGAACAACGUGUGACUACCAAUUUUCGAGCACGGAUUCGUCCAGCUCUUCAUAUGGAAACUUUUAUUCACCCAAAUACCCAUCUAGCUACCCAAAAAACAUUAAAUGUUCGUACCUAUUUAGAGCAAGAAAUCGUGAACGAAUUCAAUUAGUUUUUGAAGAAAUUUCACUUCAAAAAGGCGAUAUAAGUUGUUUAAAUAGGGCAGAUAUAAUAAGAAUUUACGAUGGAAUUUCUCCUGGUGAUGCAGCAAUAAAAUUCUUAUGUAACGAAGGAGCCGAGGUUGAAAUAUUUUCGACUGGAUCGAACUUAUUCGUGGAAUUCGUAGCAAAUUCUGAUUGGCCCGGACAUGGAUUCAAGGCCAGAUAUCAGUUCCUACCGAUAGAAGAUAACUUUAUAGACCUCGAUAGGUUUGAUCACGCACGUCCUAAAUUAGGACCAAGCGUCAGUGAAACACGCUCGAGUUGUGAUUUAUCAUUUACAAGCGAUUUAACUAAGAACGGCACGAUUUCUAGUCCGCAUUAUCCGGACUCUUAUCCACCAAGAACAACAUGCAGAUAUGAAUUUGAAGGAAGAGGAAAAGAACGAAUUCGAAUACAAUUCAUUGAUUUUCAAUUAUAUAGUCCGCAAAGUUACGUAGGGGAAAAUUGCAACAAUCAAGAUUCGGUGUUUGCUUUUGUUCACGUUGAAGGAAGAACGGAUAAAAUCGAUGGUUUUUGUGGAAAUUUUUUUCCAAAACCAAUUAUGUCGAAUGGACCUCGAUUACUUUUAGAGUUGCAAAGUGUUUUUGGAGGACAAAAUACGAGAGGAUUUAAAGCCAUUUAUACUUUUACCGAGAAUUAUGGGAUAACCCACGGUUCUCAAAUACCAGAUUAUCCAUGUGCCUUCGUUUACACGUGCAAUGAAUCAAAAAGUGGGUAUUUCCACAGUCCAAAUUAUCCAGGUUUAUAUCCGAGAGAUACCGAGUGUCACUAUUUCUUUUAUGGAAAUGAAAACGAAUUAGUCCAAUUAAAAUUCGAUUAUUUUGAUGUUGAAGGAGUUCAACCUUGUAAUUCAUCUUCGGCUAGUGAUUAUAUUGAAUUUUCAAAUUAUAUGCGAAUUGAUUCGAAAUAUAAGAGACGUUGCGGCCAACAAAGCCCUUUUUUAAUUAACUCGGAAAGGAAAUUUUUUCGGGUUACUUUCAGGUCUAAUGAUCGUUUAGACGGACAUGGAUUUAAUGCUUCUUAUGUUUUCUUGGAUAAAAGCGAAGUUAACACGAUUAUAGUACCAAAUCACACUUCAAGUGCAGAGAUAAAACACGUUUAUUAUAUAUCUAAUAUUAUCUUAAUAAUUUUUUUUUGUAAAUUUAAGUAAAUUCAUUUAAAAAGAAAUCGCACUGAUUUUUAUAAUAACACAUUUACAAUUAGUGCUGGACCAAAAAAAAUCUUUUAAUUCAAAUUAUGUAAAUAAAAAAAAACAGCACGUCGACAUAUCGUUAACCUUCGAGUUUAAUUAAAUAAUUAUAUAGUUUAGUACCUUCGAUGUGAUUCUAUUGUACAAACACCUCCGUUAUGUGUAACAACAAAAAACAUUAAUAAAGUUUGUAUUUUUCUAAAUAA